Messenger RNA from Alternaria novae-zelandiae, 4710 nucleotides. RefSeq lists its product as uncharacterized. The coding region runs from base 1 to 4710 and encodes 1569 amino acids. The record is from RefSeq and is a predicted model, not a curated record. NCBI's taxonomy places the organism in Eukaryota, Fungi, Ascomycota, Dothideomycetes, Pleosporales, Pleosporaceae. Gene Ontology annotation, cellular component: cytosol. Gene Ontology annotation, biological process: tRNA methylation. The transcript has 9 exons.
AUGGCAGAAGGAACCGCACCAGCUGCUGAAGUACCGGUCUCUGACAAGGCGUUGCGAGAUGUGGCCAAGAAUGUGGCGAAAAUCUUGCCUAAUUUCGCGGAGAAAGAGCCUGCAACUGCUCUGAAAGAGCUUCGUGUUAUUCUCGAUCCUGCUUUGGAAACUGCAGACCUCCCAGAACUAGAGAACAGCCAUCGAGCAGCCGCAUCCAAUGCCUUGUGCGCAAUCAUUGAGUACUGCGCGACUUCCGACUGCGCCUAUGCACGGGAGGCGAUCCUAGAUGAUUCCAUAUGGAUGCGAGUAUUCAACAUAUAUCUUCAGCGGUCUGGAGAUGCAAAGGGCAAGUCGAUGAGGCAGAUGCUCUUGGUCCUUACGGGUGUCAUUACUAAAGAUCAGAGUGCGCGUGCAAUCGAACUUCGGACACGAGCUACGACCUCAUUCCUGGACAUCAUCUGUGAGCGAGAAGACCGCAUCAAAGUUAAACCAGCUUUGCAAGGCCUUGCGCAUUUCCUGCUGCGGGAUGUGAUUUCCAUCACGGAUUUGGUCAGUCUGUUCGACGAGCAGCUGAAGCGAACAUCAGAUGCCAUCCAGGGGCCGGUAACUUCGCGAACAGUGUUCACAUCCUUCCUUGCCUGGGUCGUGCAUCAUGAUACUUCCCUUUCAGCGGGACACUUGAUUAAGAACUACUUACUACAGGCUCGCCGUCUCGCAAACUACGACGAACACCCCGACGAUGGCUUAGUCUUACCUCCCUGGAUAGAGCCGGUGAUGCAGACGUUGCGCGACUGGCCAGACCGGAUCCAGGAGUUUAAGACUCACGUCUUCCCUCACUGUUUUCUACCCAAUCUCUCUGAGUACCUAAGGUUCCUCGCAUAUCUCAAUUUCGAGUCCCAUGUUCCGUAUAAGCAUGCGUUACCCAGCCAGCUUCGCCAGUCCGGCAGGCGCACAUCAUCUCUUGGUGGACUAGAAGAGUUCAGAAUACUCCUAGCAGCGAUCGCAACUGGAAAGGAACUCAACAUCGUAAAAGAUAAUGCUCAAAGCACCAUCCAAAUCCGUGACGGGGCGCUCUAUUUGCCGGACGACAUAUCAGGAGCCUGGAUGGCGGACUCGGAACCAGAAGUCAGGCUUGCAGGCAUGUUCCUGGGCGUGUAUUCUACUUCUGUCACGAAAGCUAUGAGUGGCGGUAUUUUGCAGGCCUUGAAGCGCAACCUCCCCCAUCUUCAUACCGACACGGAUGCAAAUUUCCGCCGGGAGGUGCAUGGUUAUACACAAAAGCUAUUUGAUCGUCUGAGAGCUAGUACAGCUACUCUAGCAAAACCCAUCACGAAGGUUACUUCUUCAGACCAGAGACGCCUCCCUUUCCCAGCGACAAGCUCUAGCCCACAUGUUUCAAUUGCGCGGGUUCCGCGACAAGAUUCACUUUCUGAGUCCCUAGCUUUCAUCACUUGGUAUGUGCAGUUCCUUGAAUGGGAGCUGCGCCCAACUGCCUCUUACCAGAGCCGCAUCACCGCACUACGGUCCAUCACCAUCGUAUUACGAUCUGGGAUAGAUCCUGGGGUACCGUUUACCAGUCUCUCAAAGUCUGCGCAAGGUCAGCUAAACUGGGCUCACGGUCUCCAGUUCGGAAACCAGAAGCUGUGCCGAAUACUGCUCGAUUUAAUACUGGAUCCUUUUGACGAUGUUCGAGACGCGGCUGUAUCGGUCUUGCAGCUAUGUCUAGUUGCGCUUCCGCAAUACGAUAAGAAACGCAUCAUGUCAAUGAUUCCCCGAUUCGUUACGAGAGCGGAGGCUACCAUGCUCCGAACAGGGCGAGCGGAUCAAGCGGACGGUGUUGCGCGUGCUUACGGGAUGAUCUUUGCGUUGGCUGGCGAUGAUCCAGGUGCCCCCACUGGCGAACACUUCUCUUCCAAGCAGCACCUCUUCGAAUAUCUGAGAACACAACUCGACGAAACGUUGACUCUGACCCGCAGCGAUCUUCCACGAGCCGUCGAUGGUCGACCGGUACAUGGUACAUUUGCUGCAUUACGAUAUGUGACCGAUCAACCCGAUUUUUACGCGUUCGUCUCGAGCUUGCCAUCUGAUCAGUUUGCGCACUGGAAAAAAGCGCAUGGGGACAUCGUAACAGGCAUAGAGAGUCUGUGGUCCUGCGUCUAUCACGUUCUGUGUGCGGAUGCACCGGAAGGCCAUGUUCCUGACGAAGUAGAAGAUGAGAGUAGCUUAGACACUAAAGAGAUUCUGAGUUACUCAUGGAGAGGAUUGAAGGAGGCUAGUGUGCUUUUACGAACGAUCAUCCUCAAAGCUCCUGUAGGUGACGGUGACAACGACCUUGUGACUCCAGAACUCUUCGAAAAGCUCGGCAGACUCUGCUUCACUCAGCUACUGGAGCUUCGUCAUCGCGAGAUGUGGUAUCAGGAAACGCUACGAUCCAUCCAAGCAAAGUCAGACGCCAUCACUCGGAGGUCGGCGGGCAUACCAGCAGCCAUGUCCGCUCUACUGGCAGCUGAGCCACAAACAGGAGGCAAACUCUUCCCUCGAGCUAUCAAAGAUCUUGUCGCCGAAACUCUCGUGGAGGCGCAAAGCACAAAUAUAGAAGAAAGCCGUCUUCCUCAGGUGCAUGCUCUGAAUUGCAUCAAGGAAAUAUUCACGACCUCGAAGCUGAGUAUUGCAUCGGAGACGUACAUCGGGCAGGGUCUCGAGCUUGCUGCUAAAACUCUAAGCUCGCCCAUAUGGCCCCUUCGCAAUUGCAGCUUGAUGCUGUUCAAAGCUCUGAUCGAACGACUACUCGGCAGCGACGAAGCUCAAGACUGGAAAGAACGAGAGCGAGCCAAAACGUCUCGGUUCUCCUACGACAACUAUCCCAGUCUCGUGAAGAUCCUGGUUGAACUGCUUGAGCCAAGCGGCGAUCUCAAAAUCAUGGAGACACCCGAGAGUGGCAGUUCGCCAAUGGAUCUCCAUGGUGCUGAAGGCGUGUUUCCCGCUCUCCAGAUCUUGCGUCAGGCCCGGCCGCCGGGAGAUCUUACCAAGAUCCGCGGCUUGCAUGGGAGGCUCUUGGUAGUCAAGUAUCUGCUGAGGAAGCUGUUGCGAGACGAAGUCCAAUGCAAUUUUAAACACUUCUCAUCGUUGAUGCAGCAGCUCGGCCAACACGCAACGAGUUGGUACAUUUCGAGUGAUUGCCCUUUUGUACGAGCCGCCUUCCUUGAUGUUGUGAGCCUAUGCGGCAUGGCCAUGCUGCAAAGAGCGACCGCUGUCACAAUACUUGGUGCGUGGAUUGACCUCACUACGUCCAUAGCCAUUGGACCGGAGUACAAUAUCGGACCAAGUGAUCACCACGGUGAUGAUCUACUCAGGACAUCCCUCGCACAGGUAUACUUCGUUGACCGGAUCAUUCUGCGUGAAAUUUCGCUUCACAGCAUGGUCUCGGACGAUUAUCAAAACAUUGGCGAUGCGCUCAUGCUUCUCGCAAACGAGGAUCCGGAUACCUGCAUGGAAGCUCUGGAAGCUCUGGACUCCAUAUUACAGAUGCAGACAUCCAACGGACUAACCAUUCCAUUGUCGCUGGUCCUAGCGCAUAUCCAUCGUGUAGUCCUGGAGGCCUGCGACCCAGAAGUCAUCUCGAAAGCGCAAGCCGUUCUCGCCGACGCUCUUACCAAGGACCAUUUGAAAAGCGACUUCUUCAGCCUGACGAUGCAAGAUCAAGUCAUGCUCACCUUGACAAGGUUGGAAACACAGUGCGUCCAUGGCCCACCAUCAAAUAUGCAAAGCGCCCUGCAUCUUCUAGGCUCAUUCCUCGACCAUGCUUACACCAGCUACUCACUCCACCGUGACGAGGUUCUCGCCCGUAUCGCACGCUACAUUCGCCUGCUACGCAUGACAACCAUCGAUACCAACCCCUUCGACACUCGCUAUGCAGCCAUACAAUCCCUGUCCGCGCUCAACUCCAUCUUCUCCCUGGCCCCCAAAGGAAAAACAGGACCUCUGAUCCUUGGGCUGGCCAUCGUUCUUUACGACCUCCUCAACGACGAUGACGACGAAAUACGCGAUCUAGCUGCCUCCACAGCAGGCAUCCUCCUACGCUCACAGGGCGACCGACUGUUCAAGAACACGGUACCGAUACUGACUACGCACCGUCUUGGGGCGUACCUGGUAUCUGCAUUCUCGACGUCACGAUUCCUCGCCAAGGAAGCAAUACGCCGUCUAACCAACACGCCCUCACCCCAUCGUCUCUUCUCCACGCCAUUCGCCAACACUUUUGCACGGGAGAGGAAGGAAGAUACGUCGCUUUUUGCGCAGGAGAAGCAGAAUUUGUACAAAGACGACACAUUGGACACUAUGCUGUGGUCGCGCAUUCUCCUCUCCCUGUCUGCCUCUGCUGUGCCGCUGAGCCUGCGCACUGGGCUGACCAACUGGGUACUCGACGGUCUCACCGCACUCACACAAACAGCCGAGGGAGAAGGUGACGGCGCGCUGGGCUGGAGUACCAAAGCUGAGGUGUUUACGCUCGGUAUGCGCAUCUUCUGUGCGAGUGAAGUGGUGAUGAGCUGGGGUGGUCAGGAAAGGGUAGAGGUGGUGAAGAGGGCGAAAGGGUUUGCCGAUGUGGGUAUUGAGAGAGGCGUUCAUGGCCUGUGGAUUGAGAGGGUCGAGAGGGUCUUGAACAAGGAAGUGGUGCGCAUGCUACGCAGGGUCAAGGGAGGACUGUUGGAGAUGGCAGGGUAA